AUGGAAAAACUCUCCAUCCUCUGCUUCGGCGAUUCCCUAACAUCGGGUUAUUAUCGCUACGGACUCGAGUACCACUCAUACGCGAUCAAACUCACGGAUAUCCUCGAAGCCGAAUUCCCCAACGCCAAAAUCCACCUCGAGGUGGACGGGCUACCAGGCGAUAUGGUGAUAGACCCAAUGGGUGAUUUCUUGCCUCGGAUACGAGAUAAAUGUGCGAAAACCAAGUACGACUGGGUAAUUUUUCUCGGGGGAACCAAUGAUUUGGGUAACGGGAACUCUGCCAACAUGAUUUACUCCGCCUUAGAAGACUGCUGGGAUGUGGCGCUCUCAAGUGGCGCGAAGAUUCUCGCCAUGACGGUACCUGAAUGUGCGGUCAAAUCUGACAGCCUGGAUAUGAACCGUGAUACAUUGAAUUCUCGUAUCCUGGAACGCGAGUCUGAGCAAUUCCGUGUCGUUGAUUUGCAUAGCAAGAUUCCCUAUCAUUCUGCCACGGAGAACUUCCAGAUGGAGAUGUUCGAUGAUGGAUUGCAUCUUACCGCCAAGGGAUAUGACCUCAUGGGAAUUGUUGUGGGAGAGCGUCUGGUGACCUUGAUUAAAGAGGAACAGGGUCUUUAG
Penicillium atrosanguineum is the source of this 615-nucleotide messenger RNA. Its product is annotated as SGNH/GDSL hydrolase family protein. The record is from RefSeq and is a predicted model, not a curated record. The coding region runs from base 1 to 615 and encodes 204 amino acids. Lineage: Eukaryota; Fungi; Ascomycota; Eurotiomycetes; Eurotiales; Aspergillaceae. Gene Ontology annotation, molecular function: phosphatidylcholine lysophospholipase A1 activity. The transcript has 3 exons.